Diaporthe amygdali is the source of this 1320-nucleotide messenger RNA. RefSeq lists its product as uncharacterized. Gene Ontology annotation, molecular function: DNA-binding transcription factor activity. The record is from RefSeq and is a predicted model, not a curated record. Lineage: Eukaryota; Fungi; Ascomycota; Sordariomycetes; Diaporthales; Diaporthaceae. Gene Ontology annotation, biological process: regulation of DNA-templated transcription. Bases 1 to 1320 code for a protein of 439 amino acids. The transcript has a single exon.
AUGCCUCCUGAGACACUCCAAACCUUACAAGAUCUGGAGAUCACGGGCCCGGCUGGGUCUGAACCAGAUGAGACGCCGUAUGGGCCCACCGAAAACGAUGGACUCCCAGCCCAAAUUGGACCUCUCGUUCCGCAGCCAGCUCCAGAGGCACACCCAUUCACCCAGCCACUCGCAGCAUACGACCAAUUCUAUCCGCCGACCUUAGGUUCUUUCGAAUAUAACAGCGCCAGCACAGUCCCGAUCGACCCAAGACUCGUAGAUGCUCAGCUUGGCCUUCCGGCAGCCUCUGGGCCUGGUGGCGGUUUCACCGGAUUCCAUAACAACCCGUGGGGACCCCAGUCGACAAGCUCCGUCCCCUUAGACAACCCCAUCGUGUCUGCUGAAUCUUUACCACAAUACAAUCCCACUGUGCCGCUCGUCCCUGGGAUGAGCAGCUUUGAGCCCAUGGUGAGGACUGCCUGGUCGUCGGAUGGGAGCUUACCGCCAGCACCAAGGGCCACGACGUCGUCGAGCCUGAGUAUGUGUGACGUGUCUACUCCAGCCAGCAGCCAUAGUCCGGGCUCUCCGAGCAAGAUCGGUGGCCGCAUCGCAGAACCACCUCCUGCCAGCACAAAAGCCUCGCCGAAGAAGCUGGGUAUGCCUUUCGAGCCGCGGGCGGAGCAUUCUUCCAAAAAGAAGAGGAGGCAGUCAUCCGGGCUUACUUCGACACAGACCAAGAGCGAGGGGGCAAGCCACCGAAACAACUCCGUGCCAAGUCUUUCUUCGAAGCAUCCACUCGCUCCAGCCGGAAUGCCCAUAGGCACUAUUACCAGCAAUGACAAGAAAAAGCAGAAUAGCCCUAGCAGCCAGCAGACGAAGGCGACCAGCAGCAUACCCUCCCAGCCUCCUGCACCGAGCUCCUCGAAGCCUUCAGAACCAGACCCACGCGCGCGCAAUCGAGCGGCAGCCAACAGGUGCCGCGCCAAGAAUAAGGUCGCCGUGGCGGAAUUGGAGGCCACGGAGAGGGCCAUGAGCACCGAGCAUCAGGAGCUUACACAGACGGCCAGGAGCCUUCGAGAGGAGGUUCUCACGCUCAAGAACCAGCUGCUCAUGCACGGCAACUGCGACGACGACGUCAUCCAGCGGUACCUGGCUAACUCGGCGCGAAUGGUCGGCACCGGUGUUAUUGGGCAGAGCCCAAUGCUACCGGGGAGCAUGUCAACAACGUACCCCGCUGGCAGCUUCCAGAUGGGGCUCCCUAGUAUGCCGUCUUCGUCUUCACAUGCCUCGACUGCCGGAGCAGCACGCGCUUCUCAGAAGGACCGUGCAAGGAAACACUGA